GCCCAACAAAAUGGUCACGGUGCUGCCAACCUCUGCAGCGGCUGCGAUACCCAUUAAUGUUGCUGGCCGUGUUCGAGAGCGUCAACCUUGAUGUAUCAUGGGUAAAUUGUGACCGACGGACUGAUCUACAAAUAAUAAUGAGUCGUUAUUUAUGAUGCAAGGUGAUUUGUAGGUCAGUCGGCAGUCGCUUGCACUGUCGGCUGCAAUGUCGAACAAGACCGUUUUGUUGAUCCAUGUGGGUGGCUGCACCGUGCCCAUUUUGUUGUGCUAGUGCUCGUGACAGGAAGUGUUAUUAUUACAGACAGUCUGUAUUUACCUGUCUAGAGGUGAGGGUGUGCCAUGCAAGUGCACCGCUCAGGAAUCCAUCUUUGAAUUAGUUUGGCGGGGGUGUGGGUAGCAUCAAUCAAUUGUAUUUAAUACUUUCUUGGUCACCCUCCUGCGACACAAACAACGUAUACCGAUGACGGAUACUGUCCAAAACAGGUACAGCAAUGGGUUGGGCAAGCUGUCUCUAUAGAAUGCUAUAAGACCCGGCUAAUUAAUAAAUGACAACAUUAAUAAAGGUGUCAAAUUGGGCUACAAGGAUACAAACAUUGAAAACAUAACAGCUGCCAUUUAGUAAGGAUGUCAUGUAUACAAUGGUGACAUGUAAAGUCUGAUAAACUGACUUCAGUCCAUGGUUCUUUUUUGGCCUUAAUCAGCCUACCAAAGUGAGUUUGUGUCGAGUGAGUUUGUGUGUGUGUUGAGAUGAAUACAAAUUCUUCCCGUACGUAUGUUGCAUACAAAGUGAACAAUUGUGGCCCCUUUAUUUUAUUCAUAAAGGUUCAGUGUAUCUUUGCCAGCCUACAUCAAUCUGCAAAGGAGUUGCAGAAAAGCCUCAUGUUCAUCGAGCCGUUUGGGCAAGAAAACAGUUCCCAUUUAUACUUUUCUACAGCGGGUUUAAAAUUCUGCAGCUGAGGUCUUGGAGAUUGCAGAUGGGUACAGUAUGUUGCAGCUCGCAGUGUGUAUAAAACUAACGUAUUUUUCUUGGUUUUCUUUUCAAUGUUCCAUUUGUGUCAGGGACUUGGUCGGCGCCGACUAUAUGCUAGGCCUAAAUCUAUUUUAAAUGGUCUCAUUUUGUUGAAAUUAGGAGAUCUAGCUGACACGGUAACAGCUGUUGCAGUGACACAGCCCAGUUAAGCUGAGUGGCAAUGUCAUGAGACCAAGGGAGCCUCAUGAGCCUGUCACUGUCAAUCAUUAAAAACGCCCAUACAGUAGGCUUACUACCAUUUGGCUGUUGAUUUUCUAUAGGCCUAUAUUCUUUAAUUGAACAGGUGCUUUCAGAAUGCAAUGACGAGAGUGGCAAGUCUGUCUUAGCACAACCAUAUUAUUAAAAUAGUAUCGAGGCUCUGGUAAGGUAAGCCUCUAGGUCACAGCAGAAAAUACAACAAGCCAUAAGGGACACACCACUCUGGUCCCAAUGCAGGCCCCAUUGUUUACCAGAUAAAACACUGACUGGUGAACCUGGGUUAGGUUUAAGAUGACCUAAGUUUCAGCUUUAAACAGGUAAAAGCGUUUUUACAAAGCCACGUUUUUGGACAUCUUAAGACAAAGUGGAUGUCGUUGAAUACUGUCCAAAGGCACACAUUCUGUCAGUUGAUGCUUUCUAGCUCAAUAUAUCUAUGUUAAUUUCACCCAAAUAAAGAGAAUCCCAAGAUGCAGUUGUAGAAAUUGUCAAAUCUAUGCCCCUUUACCCUAAUAUGGGUAUAAAGUAUUGCAUACCUCGCUCUAGUGGAUUAGUAGCUAUGUGAGGUCUUUCUGACUGUUGAUUUUGCAUGUUUCAGGGGAUGAGACGCGGCAGAGGGUCAAGUUCACUGACGAGCGGGUCUGCAAAAGCCAUCUCCUGAACUGCUGUCCCCACGACAUCCUCUCUGGAACUCGUAUGGAUCUGGGAGAAUGUACGAAGACCCAUGACCUGGCGCUCCGGGCCGACUAUGAAAUCGCCUCCAAGGAGAGAGAACUCUUCUUUGAGCUUGACGCUGUGGAUCACCUGGAGUCUUUCAUUGCUGAUUGUGACCGUAGAACAGAGUUGGCCAAGAAACGACUGGUCGAGACCCAAGAUGAGAUCAGUGCGGAGGUGGCUGCGAAGGCAGAGACUGUCCACGAGCUGAACGAGGAGAUCGGGAAGCUCCUGGCCAAGGCAGAGCAGCUGGGAGCAGAGGGGAACGUGGACGAGGCCCAGUUGGUCCUACAGGAAGUGGAGAAGGUCCGCAGCAGGAAGAGGGAUGCUGAGGAGGAGUACAGAAACUCCAUGCCUGCCUCCAGUUUCCAGCAGCAGAAACUCCGUGUCUGCGAGGUGUGCUCUGCCUACCUGGGUCUCCACGACAAUGACCGUCGCCUAGCCGACCACUUUGGCGGGAAGCUGCACCUGGGCUUCAUCCAGAUCAGGGAGAAACUGGAAGCCCUGAAGAAAACCGUCCUUGACAAGCAGGAGAAGAGGAACCAGGAUCGUCUGAAGAGGAGAGAAGAGAGGGAGAAGGAGGGGGGGGUGAAGAAGAGGACCAAAUCACGGAGCAGGGAACGGAGCAGGGAACAUAGAAGGUCCCGCUCUCGCGACCGUAGGAGACGGCGUUCCCGUUCCUCGUCUCGGGAGAGGCGGCGUUCCUCCCGCUCGCGCUCCAGGGACCGGGAGAGGAGGAGACGCCGCCGCUCCCGAUCCUGCAGCAAGGGCCGCCGCCACAGCCACGAGCCCAGCACCAGACACAAGUCAUCCAGGGAUCGAGAGCGCUCAUCCAGAGACCGUUCACGGGAGCGAAGCAGGAAGAGGGGAUCCUCCGAGCGGCGGCAGGACAGCAGGGAUCAGAAUGGGAGGACAGACUCCCGCCGGGCGGAGGACAGACACACCGGGGACCUCUGAGGACUCUCGCUGUCCAGCCAUCCUCAAAACACAACCUCCUUUUGUCUCUCUUUCAUACCUGUCCAUAGAUCUAUAAGGACUCUCUCCUUGUAUGAAUCCUCCCUCCAUUUCCUUAACAGCAAUGUCCAGAGACGUUUUGCUUUGACAGAUAUUCCAGCCAACCCACUGUGUCCCAAAUAAAUAGAGCUUAUAUGACCAUAAAGGUGUGUGUGUACAUAUUGUAUAUUGCGCAUAUAUACAUAUAUAUGAUG
This is a messenger RNA of Coregonus clupeaformis (lake whitefish), 3147 nucleotides long. Its product is annotated as putative RNA-binding protein Luc7-like 1. Gene Ontology annotation, biological process: mRNA splice site recognition. Gene Ontology annotation, cellular component: U2-type prespliceosome; U1 snRNP. Bases 1922 to 2896 code for a protein of 324 amino acids. The transcript is spliced from 10 exons. Gene Ontology annotation, molecular function: mRNA binding. Lineage: Eukaryota; Metazoa; Chordata; Actinopteri; Salmoniformes; Salmonidae. The record is from RefSeq and is a predicted model, not a curated record.